CGACAGGGAGAACAAUUGGGAAUUCGAUCAGCUGGGAUGGCAAAAGGCGUCGGUAUGCCUAUGCCAUAGAAUUCAUGACCACCUCUUUACAGAUGUCCGAUCCAAGUCACUUAGUAACGAGAGCUGAACAAUAAGACUGGCGUCGGCAAUACUGCCCCGGCCAGACGCCUAUCUCUCGUCGGGGUUGAGACGUCGACGGUCCAAGCCCCCUGUACGGAUAUAAAGAGUGCUCUCUUCUCCUGUCUCCUGCGCAUCCACUGAAGAUGCGCGAAGUAAGGCAAUGAUCAGAAUGUACGAAGGGGUGUGUGGCACGAAUGCACAACUGCGAUACCGGUCGUUUGACAGGCAAGGAAAAGGGCGUCGUGCGAUGUUGGCCGCUGCGUACGGCAUCAAGCCGCAUGGUGGUUCCCUCGACGCAUGAUAGUACUGAGAAUACAGGCCAAGCAAACCUGCUCAUUAUCGACAUCGCUCCUGCAAACGGUUCGUGAUGGAUCCCUGAAAUCAGGGCUCCAAGCUGCUAAGGGCCACAUGUUAUGCGGACAAAUGUAUCCACGAGGUCGGUCAAACUGACUAUGACCGACAUCGUCUCUGUAAAUGGUUCGUGAAGGAUCCCUGAUAUCAGGGCUUCCGGGCGGUUACUGAAUAAGCUGGGAAGGGCUAGCCGUUACGUGGAAGAAUGCAGUCACAAGGUCUGUCCGAGAGGUUCAAACACAUGACCCAUACGUGAAUCAAAGGUCGUAGUGUAACCGUCGUGGCGUUAUGAGUGAAGUACGUGACGUGUACUUCAUGUACUUGACUCAUAGCUCUAUCAUGGUUUCACUCGCAUAUGUGUAUCGUGGCUGAAAGCCGAGGCAGUACCGACUAUUAUCGACUACAUACUAUUCCUUCGCGAGACAUCGUAGACGCUGCUUUGACAUUCAUCAGCUAGCGCGACAGGAUACGAUACACUAAGUCUAAUUAUAACAACACCAACGACGCAUCGAC
This is a messenger RNA of Dichomitus squalens LYAD-421 SS1, 984 nucleotides long. RefSeq lists its product as uncharacterized. The transcript has 4 exons. The record is from RefSeq and is a predicted model, not a curated record. NCBI's taxonomy places the organism in Eukaryota, Fungi, Basidiomycota, Agaricomycetes, Polyporales, Polyporaceae. Bases 315 to 488 code for a protein of 57 amino acids.